Messenger RNA from Arachis ipaensis, 1409 nucleotides. RefSeq lists its product as uncharacterized. Lineage: Eukaryota; Viridiplantae; Streptophyta; Magnoliopsida; Fabales; Fabaceae. The record is from RefSeq and is a predicted model, not a curated record.
GCAAAGGAGAACCAAAACCCCAUUAUAGUAAUGGUAGAAGAUAAGGGAUUCUCUGUCUUGGAUAAUAGAUUUGGGUAUGACAAGAAGAGUGACACUGAUAUUAUGUAUACUAUGUAUUUUGGUGUUUCUUGUGCGUUUUUUGCACUCCAAGCACUCAUAAAACCACAUGUUGAGGUUGAAAAAUGGAGUGAAAUCCAUGACAGCAUACUCCAAGGGAGUGCACAGCUGCUUGGGUUGAUUGUGUGGAAGGUUCAGAAAGGGGUUCCGGAUGGAGAAGAAUAUAGGUCUUCAAGCUCAGGAAUGCUGAGAGAAAGAUUGAGAAUCUCAAGAAGAUGAGGCAUGAGGAUGCAAAGGCCAAUGAGAAAGUUGUGGGGAUCUUUGAUACACAGGAGCAGAGUUGGUUGCAUGAAAGACGGAAACUUCGGCAGCACAUUGGGGCUCUGAUGAAUGAGCUGAGAGUAUUUGAAAAGAAAAAGGAUGAGGUUAUCUCUGAAAUGAGCCAGAAAUUGAAGGAAAUAGAGGAUUUGCUGGAGUCCAGGGACAAAGUGAUUCAAGAAGGGGAGCAGAAGAGGAAGAAGUUGGAGGAAAAUCUUGCAAAGGCUGAAAGGGAAGCAGAAGAAUUGAGAGAAUCUGUUAAGCUUGAAGUUCAGGAACACUCCUCUGAUCUCAGGAAGCACAAAACUACCUUCAUUGAGCUGGUGUCAAACCAACGACAGCUAGAAGCGGAGCUUGGCCGCGCCAUGAAGCAGUUGGAGGCUGCAAAGCAGGAGCUCGGUUCAGUCUUGGAGAAGAAGGAGGAGUCAAAAUUGUUGGCCCAAAAAUUGUCUAUUGAGAUUGUAUUUUGGUUGAAAUUUUGCAUUUGUGUCUUUAUGCAUCCGACCUGUUCGACGAAAUGCUUCAUCCAUCUAAGGAAAUCAAGGGUGAAUUCAACUCCGGUAAAUCAACGGUGAUUAAUGCACUUCUUGGGGAAAGAUACCUGAAAGAGGGAGUUGUUCCAACUACUAAUGAGAAAGAAAUGACAAUUGUUGAUACGCCUGGAACUAAAGUGAUUCUUCAGAGGCAACAACGUCUCACAGAGGAAUUCGUACCACGCGCUAACUUGUGACACAAGAUUGCCGAUAUGCCAAGCAGGACUUAGCUGCAGUGAAUGGUAUUGUCAAUAGUGUAAAUGAUUUUGCAAUGGAUAUGGAAACCGAGAGCCUUUCUUGGAGGAGACAAACUUCUUCUUUGGUAAUUGGUAUGUUUUAAGUUCAUAAUUUUUUUGAUCAUGACAAUUUUUUUCCCUCUUAAUUGAUUUGCUAUUGGUAUGCUGUGGGAUAUUACCAGAUUGAGACUACAAAAUCACGUGCUAUGGAGCUCAUUGAAUCUACUCUACUAUUGUCAAAUCUUGAUAUUGUUGCUUCAUUUAA